Malassezia vespertilionis is the source of this 984-nucleotide messenger RNA. RefSeq lists its product as uncharacterized. The transcript has a single exon. The coding region runs from base 1 to 984 and encodes 327 amino acids. Lineage: Eukaryota; Fungi; Basidiomycota; Malasseziomycetes; Malasseziales; Malasseziaceae. The record is from RefSeq and is a predicted model, not a curated record.
AUGGAUGUACCCGUGGUGUUGUUUUUUGCGCUGGGCGGUGCACUGUGCUGGUAUGCAGCGUAUGCAAUGCGGCCAGUCGUGUGGGAUGUCACGCAUUAUAUUGCGCAUUUCAUUGCAGGCUUGUUUCGGUGCAUUGUGUGCAUAAACCCAAUGGUUGACGAAAAUGCGACGGCCACGACAGGCGUGUUCACCGCGCUUUUGCGCUCGGUCGUGGACGAGGCGCUGCGCCUAAUGGGGCUGGAACUGUGCGUGAUUGUAGUGAUCGCAUUGGCAUGGAAGGAGCAGCACGAGCGUCUGAUUGAUCCUCCUGCACGCCUGUUGGAGGCUUGCUGGGUCGCGAUUGACGAUCCGCGGUUUCCUAUUGCACUAUGGCUUGGCGCUGGCUGGGGCAUGGCAGAAGUUGUGGCUGGGACCUGCCAGCUGGGCAAGUUUCUGCCCAUGUUUCGUAUCCUGGAGAGUCCGUCGCCGCGGCUCGGCGAGGGCGAUCUACUGGGCGAUUACGUGUACCAGGAAGACGAAGACGAGGAAGAGCACUUGUCGACCAACAACCAAGGUUCUGGAGACGAAGAGGAACUCGAUUUAGACGAGUUAAUUUUAAUUCGCGAAAAGACGGAGCUGGAAGAGCAGCUUGGCGAGCUUCUCGAAAACGUCUCGCCAGUGACAAUUGCACUGUGGCGCAUCGAUAGCGUGCUAUGGAACGUUGGCAGCACACUUGUUCUCGCUUCCUCUAUGACAUAUGCACAAGGAUGCUCGUCAGAUACAUCACCAAUCGGCCAGGCCAAGCCCUACGCAUUUCUUCCUUUUCCCUCGCUGCGAUCCAUGCAGGCCACAUUGUUGGCACUGGUUGCCAUACAUACCGUCGCUGCGACGAUUUGGAUGCUUGCGUUGCCGCAUCUCAGACUACUCAGUGUCACUUACACGUCCAUGCUUAUAGGACUGGCCCUCUUGUCCGCAGGCCUCGGCCUGUGGGGCGCAUUGCUGUAG